Hemicordylus capensis (graceful crag lizard) is the source of this 2604-nucleotide messenger RNA. RefSeq names its product serine peptidase inhibitor, Kunitz type 2 (gene SPINT2). NCBI's taxonomy places the organism in Eukaryota, Metazoa, Chordata, Lepidosauria, Squamata, Cordylidae. The coding region runs from base 345 to 965 and encodes 206 amino acids. The transcript has 6 exons. Gene Ontology annotation, molecular function: serine-type endopeptidase inhibitor activity. The record is from RefSeq and is a predicted model, not a curated record.
CGAGAGGUCUCGGAGAAGCGGCGCCGGCCUGCGCCCUUUGUCCUCUGGAGCCCGAGGCCCCCAGCCCGCCCCCAACACCCGCGGGGUCUGCUGCGAAGCGGCCAGCGGGCUGCUGGGGCCUCUCACUCGAUGUGGAAGGAAGGCGCUCUCUGUGCGUGCGCAGGUUUCAAGACAACACUGGGAUGCGGCGUGGCUGUGGCUGUGGCUGACCCCCGGCUGAAGAGUGGGCCGGGGGGCCCUCCUAACUGGGGCCCUGCUCCUUCGGCCCCCAUCCUGCCCAGCGACUCUGAGAAGUUUCCUUUACGAUUAAUACCGGGGAGUUCGGAGAUGCUUGCUUUUUGCCCAUGGUGGUGAGCCGAUGCCGGGCCUCCUUUCCCAGGUGGAGGUACAAUGCCACGAGCCAGGCGUGCGAGAAGUUCAUCUAUGGCGGCUGCAGAAGCAACAGCAACAACUUCCUCACAAGGGAGCAUUGCCUACAGGCCUGUGCGGCAGGCGGAGACCAGAAGGCAACCGAGAUCCCGCUGCCCAGCGAGGGAGGGACAGCGCUUUCCAGCACCAAGGAGCAGUGCACUGCGUCCAAAGAGACUGGCCUCUGCCGAGCCGCCUUCCGGCGUUGGUAUUUUGACACUGAGACCCGAUCCUGCAAGAUGUUCAUCUAUGGUGGCUGUGGAGGCAACGCAAACAACUAUGAGCUCGAGGAAGCCUGCCUGCGACAGUGUGCCGGGAAGAGAGAGAGCUCUGAAGACCUGGAGGGGCCGAGCGCACCCCCCCGCUUCUUCCCCGACUCCACCCGAGCGGUGGUGCUUGCUGUGCUCCUGGCCAUCAUGGCCGCUCUCCUACUGGGGUCCACGGUGGUCUUCUGUGUCAAGCUCUGCAGGAAGAGCCAGGAGCUCUCGCUGGGGACUGUGUGGAGCACGCUGGACGACAAGGAGUACCUGAUGAGCAGCAACGCCCACACGCUCUGAGAGUGCAAGGCGGCCACGCACACUCUCUGCCCUCCUGCAAACAGGAAAUGUAUGCACGCGCUCUCUUGCUUGCUCUCUCUAGGAUCGUGCUUGGCUCACCAUAAAUCUCUCCCGGGGAGGGGCGCUCUCUCUCCCCCAUGACACCGGCCUCUGUCCAAGCUUGCUCUUCUUUCUCUCUAAGCACAGCCAUGUAGAAUGCGCCCUCCAGCGGCCUCUGGGAGCAGAACGGGAGCCUCUGGCCACACCUUCCUGGGAUAGUUCGGCGGUGGGGGGACGGGACCCCAGGGUAGCUCAGAACCCUGCCUGAUGGGAUGCUGGUGGUGGGGGGGGGCCUGCUCUUCUUUCCCCACGGCACAGCCUACAAGUAGGCUGCCGGCUGCACUUGCCCUGCUUGGGGGCAGAGGUGCCGGUCCCGGCUUCUGGGAUCCCAAGGGCCACCCACCCCCCUGUUGCGGGGCCUCCCCCUGCCUGGGCUGCCAGCCACCAGCAGAGCUCCAGGGUCUGCUUGAGGAUGUGUCACGAGGGCCCGACUGGUCAGGCUGUGAGGCUCCAUCCAGAGGAGCAAUGUGAAGGUCUGGGAGGAAAAGGGGGGUGGGGUGGGGUUUUGCUCUUUCAGGAAAAUACUUCGCCCCCCCCCCCGCUGUGUGUGCGUGUAUGACAGCAAGGUUCUGCUUCAGAUGGGCCUUAGAGUUGUGCUCAGCCCCCUCUUGCUGUGCGGGGGGGGGGUACGGAGGGUGCUGCGGCAGCGGCUGCUGCUUCCAAGGAGAGUCCAACCAGUUCCUUCUGGCAGACAUGGGGCGGGGGGGGGGCUGCGUCGUGAAGGGAGCUUUGUUUGGCCCCACAGCACAGGAGGUUUUGGUUCAGGGCAAAGAGGAGACGCUGGGAAGGAGCCCGCCUACUCCGAGGAGACUCUGCGGAUCACUUGCCCCCACUGCGAGGGCCAGACACCUACACUCCAGCAGCCAGCUGGGGGGCCCUGAAGAGGGCCGUGAGCACAAUUUUCCAUGCGGGCCUUGGUUUAUUGGCAGGGAGUCUCCACCUCCACCGGAGCUCCCGCAGGCCAGCCUCUGCCGGGUUUCUCUUCGAGGAACAGAUGUGAUGCUUUCCGCUGGCUGAUGCUUGCAGCUCACUGCACAUGCAAGCAACUGAGGCAGCUUCUCUGCCCCGCCUGCACUCCUUGGGGCAGCUCCUUGUCCAAAUUCUGCUUCAGGAGAGGCUCGAAAACUCCGGCUCCAGCACAGCCCCCCCCCUCCUGGCCCUCACUUCCGCUCACCCCCCCCCCCCAAUCCCUGACAGCAGGCUUCCUCUGCCCACAGCCCCCCUUGCAGGGAAAAUGCACAUCCCAUUUCAGGCCCAGAGCUUCUUGGGCCACCCUUAUGCACUCCUCAGCAGCACCAGCCCUCUGGCUUCCAAGGGGCAGUGGGGCCACAUCUCCCCCCCCCCCCACAUCCCCAGUGAGGGCAGUGUGCGAGCCUCUUCUCCCCCUACUUCAGCAAGGGACUACUUUGUAGGAACACAGUGAAUUUUUAUACUCUUGGUCUUUUUAAAAAAAUGAAACUUGAUUGUGUUAAAUCUUUUAUGGCAAUUGUCUUUUUAAUAUUGAAAUGCCUUUCAAUAAAACAUAAAUUUAAAUUUUAAA